UGUGUAUAAUUAAGGUAAAUGCCAAUAAGAAAAAUUUCAGAAAGCAAACGAUGAUAUAACAUCUAAAAGCAAAAGAGUUGUUUAUCAGUUUAAACUGUCCGACGAAACGCUUAUAAAUAUAUUACAUUAUCUCUUCAAAGGAUUGCAUUACUCUCUUCUACAAAGUAAGUAUUACUAUUAGCCAUGAAGAUUAUUAUCUCUUGUUUCUUUCUUCUCUUGAUUCUCGUUCCUCUCUUGGCCUCAUCUGUUGAGAAAAAGGUAUAUAUAGUUUACUUCGGGGAACACAAACAUGGGGAGAAGGCAUUCCAUGAGAUUGAGAAAACCCACCUCUCAUAUUUGCAUUCCGUGAAAGAAUCGGAAGAAGAUGCUACCUCUUCCCUUCUUUAUAGCUACAAGCACAGCAUCAAUGGCUUUGCUGCAAGGCUUACCCCAGAUGAAGCCUCCAAGCUCUCUGGAAUGGAAGAGGUUGUAUCAGUGUUUCCUUCACAUGGAAAGUACUCAGUGCAGACAACAAGGUCAUGGAAAUUUGUAGGAUUGGAUGAGGGAGAGGACCAUUCAUGGAAUAAGUUUAAGAUGGGAGGAGAGGACUUGUUGUCAAAAGCUAAAUACGGCAAAAACGUCAUCAUUGGAGUAAUGGACAGCGGCGUGUGGCCGGAAUCACCGAGCUUCAGUGACGAAGGAAUGGAUCCCACCCCAAAAUCAUGGAAAGGAAUCUGCCAAGAAGGGGUCGGUUUUAACUCAUCUCACUGCAAUAAGAAGAUAAUCGGAGCCCGAUACUAUGUCAAGGGCUUUGAGAGCGCACACGGUCCAGUAAAUGCGACUGAAGACUACCUCUCACCACGAGACAUGGACGGCCAUGGAACCCACACGGCGUCCACAGCGGCUGGCCGACAAGUCUCCAAUGUUGCUGCCCUCGGGGGGUUCGCAAGAGGCACGGCCUCUGGAGGGGCUCCUUUGGCCCGCCUUGCCAUAUACAAGGCCUGCUGGGCGAUCCCUAACCAACCAAAAGCCAAUGGUAACACCUGUUUCGCGGAGGAUAUGCUAGCUGCCAUGGAUGACGCCAUAGCUGAUGGUGUUGAUAUACUUAGCGUCUCCAUUGGAACUGCUGAACCUUUACCUUUUGAAGACGAUACCAUUGGUCUUGGUGCAUUACAUGCUGCAAAGCGCAACAUCCUCGUGGUAUGUAGUGCGGGGAACAACGGUCCUGCCCCUGGAACAUUGUCUAACGCGGCGCCUUGGGUAAUAACGGUUGGUGCUAGCAGCCUCGACCGAACAUUUUUCGCUCCUCUUAUACUAGGGAAUGGCUUGAAAAUUAUUGGACAAAGUGUUACACCAUACAAAAUAAAGGAGCAGAUGUACCCUUUAGUUUACGCUGGAGAUGUAGUUGUCCCUGGUGUGCCUCAGAACGUUACAGGGCAAUGCCUUCCAGGUUCCCUUGACCCUGAUAAGGUGAAAGGGAAGAUUGUGGUAUGCUUGAGAGGGGCUGGACUGAGAGUAGGUAAGGGAAUCGAAGUGAAAAGAGCCGGUGGUGUUGGUUUUAUCUUAGCCAACUCCGAGGCCAAUGGAAAUGAUGUAUUAUGUGACUCUCAUUUGCUUCCAGCAAAUGCUGUUACUUAUGAUGAUAGGACUAAGAUUCUUGACUACAUCAACUCUACAAAGAAUCCGAUGGCAAUGAUCAGACCAGCCAGGACAGAAUUGCACUAUAAGCCAGCACCCUUCAUGGCUGGAUUCACCAGUCGGGGUCCAAAUGUGGUUGAUCCCAAUGUUCUCAAGCCUGAUAUCACGGCUCCAGGACUUAAUAUUUUAGCAGCAUGGAGUGAAGCAUCAUCUCCCUCAAAGAUUCCAGAUGAUCACAGAUCAGUGAAAUAUAACCUUUACUCAGGAACUUCCAUGUCUUGCCCUCAUGUGUCUGGUGCAGCUGCACUUCUCAGAGCCAUACACCCCGAUUGGAGCAUUGCUGCUAUCAAAUCUGCUCUCAUGACCACAACUGGGAUAACAAACAACAUAGGUAGGCCAAUUACAGAUUCACUUGGCAAUAUUGCAACUCCCUUCCAAUUUGGAUCCGGCCAUUUCCGGCCUGUUAAGGCAGCAGAUCCUGGUCUCAUCUAUGAUGCCUCGUACGAUGACUACUUGCUCUAUCUCUGCUACGCUGGCCCGAAGGCCCUAAAGGAAAUUAAGUCAGCAUUUAAGUGCCCAGAUGAGCCACCUUCAUCAGUCAACCUCAACUAUCCAUCGUUUGCAAUUCCCAACCUUAAUACCACUGUCGCUAUUACGAGGACAGUCACAAAUGUUGGUAGACGCAAAAGUAGAUACUUCUUUACUGCGAAACCACCAGCAGGUGUCCGUGUUAAGGCCUCACCAAGUAUUUUGCACUUCAACCGCGUAGGCCAGAAGCAGAGCUUCACCAUUACAGUAUCCCCAAGAAAUGAUCCCACGGCAAGAAAGUCUGAAUAUGGGUUUGGUUGGUACACUUGGGCUGAUGGAUACUAUCAUGUAAGAAGUCCCAUGGCAGUUUAUUUACCAUAAUUAUAGGUUUUUCGUGCUUCCCUUUCUUUUUUUUUUACUAUAUUAUUCUGGUCAUUGAAUGAUUACAAUGGCUAUUGGACAAUGAAUUAGUAUACCCUGUUUUCACGUAGUUUAGAUUUUUUAUAUUAUGAAUUGUAUAAAAUUACUAAUUUCUUUCCAUAAAUUACCCCAUUUCCUAUGUUACAGUUAUUUUUAAUUUUUGGAUUAUUGUUAUUUUUUUUGUACAUGCAUGAUGCAACAUUCUAAAGAACAGAAAAAAUUAUGGCCCAUACCAAUGAACUAUCAGAAUCCUCAAACACAUAAUAAACAUAAUAAAGCCAAACAAUUAUUUACUGCAAUUCAAAAUUAUUAAAUCACCAUGGCCAGUUCCAUCGUCAACCACUACCUCGUUGCUAUU
This is a messenger RNA of Durio zibethinus, 2923 nucleotides long. RefSeq names its product subtilase family protein. Gene Ontology annotation, molecular function: serine-type endopeptidase activity. NCBI's taxonomy places the organism in Eukaryota, Viridiplantae, Streptophyta, Magnoliopsida, Malvales, Malvaceae. Gene Ontology annotation, biological process: proteolysis. The record is from RefSeq and is a predicted model, not a curated record.